AUGUCCCAAGACCGAAGUCUGGGUACCAUGGCUAUGGCGAAGCGGUUCGAUAGUGACUCUUCUGAUGCUGAGAGCGUACGCCAGCCGUGGUGUCCCCCGCCCCCCACGGCACCUGUCCGAGUCAAGAGGAAGGAGGUCGCAAAGCCUGUGCUGCAUCUUCCUCCCUUGCCUCCAGUUCCCCUAUCACCGGGGCGUAUGAAUGAUGAUUCGCCAAAAAGCCCCCUUGAAAGAAUCUGGUCGAAACGCAAGACCAUUCUUGAGCGAGUUGAAGGUUGGUGGGAUCUUGGUCUGCUCGAGAGGAGGCAGACACUAUUUGGAGGAAAAAGGAUUUAA
This is a messenger RNA of Fusarium poae, 333 nucleotides long. RefSeq lists its product as uncharacterized. The coding region runs from base 1 to 333 and encodes 110 amino acids. NCBI's taxonomy places the organism in Eukaryota, Fungi, Ascomycota, Sordariomycetes, Hypocreales, Nectriaceae. The transcript has a single exon. The record is from RefSeq and is a predicted model, not a curated record.